Solea senegalensis (Senegalese sole) is the source of this 5651-nucleotide messenger RNA. RefSeq names its product protein phosphatase 1, regulatory subunit 3Aa (gene ppp1r3aa). The transcript has 5 exons. Bases 252 to 4361 code for a protein of 1369 amino acids. Gene Ontology annotation, molecular function: protein phosphatase 1 binding; glycogen binding. Gene Ontology annotation, biological process: regulation of glycogen biosynthetic process. Lineage: Eukaryota; Metazoa; Chordata; Actinopteri; Pleuronectiformes; Soleidae. Gene Ontology annotation, cellular component: protein phosphatase type 1 complex. The record is from RefSeq and is a predicted model, not a curated record.
AGGAACUGAGAGGAAGCUUUCCAUGUUGAGCUUUAAUUAGGCCGAAUUUUAGGCUAAUCAUCCUGAAAAUCGAUACUCUGCCUGCAAAUCUGUUUGUUUUCUGGACAUCGAAUAAAGAUGGGACAUAACAAAAUGGAGCAAGCAAGCAUGUGUCACUGCAGCCAGGCUCGAGGCAGUCUGGUCUGUGCCACCCUUAAAGCCAUACAGACGGCCGGACUGGCAGACAGCUGCCUCGCAGUCCAUUGCACAGUAUGGAGGCUCUGUAUAUCCAACCCAGAAAAGAGGAUGGGCUGAUUACAGAAGAAAAAGAGCGCGGGGAAAGUGCAGAACAGGAAGCAGAAGAAACAGAGGCCCUGUCUCCGUUGGGCUCCACCACAGACGAAGACACAGACGAAGACUCAGAACCGGAGCCCCCACCUGUUGCUCGCAGGAAGGUGUCAUUUGCUGAUGCAUUCGGCCUCAACUUGGUAUCAGUUAAGGAAUUUGACAAUGUUGACGUCACAGAGCAACAAGGCGACUCGCCUCCCGAGAGGGAAGCAACCUGUGUUUUGGAGGAAUUCCACAUGAUAUGUCUGUUUACGGUCCCUUCAUCCCAGGAGGAGCUGGACCAGAGACUGCAGGAGCAGAAGGUUGAGCUCGAGAGCAUAGAGCUUCUCCCAGGAACCACCACUCUCCGCGGUAUUAUCAGGGUGCUCAACCUCUGCUACAGUAAGUAUGUUUAUGUACGGAUCAGCCUGGACUGCUGGAACAGCUACUUUGACAUGAUGGCAGAGUAUGUUCCCGGAUCUAGUGACAGGAAAACAGACAGGUUUUCUUUCAAAUAUACUCUGAUUCCUCCCUCUGGGAAAGAGAGGACCCGAGUGGAUUUCUGCCUGCGGUACGAGACAUCAGUGGGCAUGUUCUGGGCUAACAACAAGGAGAUGAACUAUGUGCUGUUCUGCCACAAGAAAGGACCAGGGAAAGAGCAUGGGCGUCCAGAGGUAGAGGAGAGUAACAGCUACAAGGGCAAGCGGAGCUGUCUCAAACUCAACAGGAGGGGAAGUGCAGUGGAAAAGGCUGAGGAGUCGAUUAACACAACAACAGUUUCUGCAGAAGCACUGGCCACUCAUUAUGCAGAGGAGGCUGUCAGAAAGACAAUGGACAACACAGAGAUACAGUCAUUAUUGUACCAUGAAGAACACAAACCUCUGGUGGAUAGCAUAAAAACCUGGCACAGAACACCCCGUUUGGCACGUCUACAGGAUUCCCCAUCCCAGAAGAGACAAGUACCAAAGACUUAUUCACAUGACUUCACCACUGGCCAAAAGGUCUCUCAGCCCACGACAGCUGCAUGGAGUGAAUCUGCGAGCGCUCUCUACAACCAGCGAAAGAAACCCACCGACAGUCCACAGGUUCUCACGUACCAUCAGAUCCCUCUGCUUACGCUGGACUGGAAAAGUGACAAACGGCAGCCGUGGGGAGCUGCUGACGUGGACGACAUUUGGAAUGAAAGUGCUAAACCGACCAAGUCAAAAGCAUUCAAAGAGGAUACGCCUUCUAUUAGUGACUUGUGGGAGACCUUUCUUAGUGGCACAGAUGAUACCAGUGAUAAAGAAACAUCAGUGUGUGAUAUAUGGCAGACGUUUCUAAAUGAGCCAAGCUGCAAGGACCAUUCCGGUGUUCCCGAGUCAGAGUGGCUGCAAAGCGCCACAUCGGUGUCCCCCUCAAAUCAUAAGGAGCCCCAGAUGCAAUAUUUAGCAAGCAGUCAAGCGUUCCAAGAAUUUCAGUUGGGGUUGGAUACAGCCACCUCUUUGCAAGCAGAGACCUCAGCGGCAUGUCACCCACCGUCCGACAAAUGCGAAGCAUCGCUGUCUGAUGUCGCCUUGAACACUGAAGCCCACCUGCCAGCAGAGGCAUGUGUCAGCGGGCCAAGGGAUGACAACAGAGAGACACAAGAUGCGUCCCGAAGGUCACCGACAACCUCUGCAACAGACACUUCAACAGACACUAGCCUCCAGGGGGCAAUGCCCGUGUCCGGGGGCACUGUUGACAGUUCAGCUGAGUGUCACGAGCAUGCAAUCUGGGAGCGAGCGGGAGAAGGAAUAAUAGGAGUAGCAGAAGGUAUAGGUGGAGAUGAGCCUGUCACACUGUACACAGCUAACUUAGUAACAAGCUCAGGGGAGUUGAAGACAACAGACAUGACAGCAAUGGCAGAAUCUCAGAAUGCCAGCAGCGUUGAUAUGAUCUCCCAGGGAGCAAGGCUGGAUGAGGGUCUUUCUUCUAGUGGGGAAGAGGAGGUUACAGGUACUGCACACAAUACAACGGAUGACACACUGGCAUUUAGGAAGACAAUCAGACAGGGGACAACGGAUGGGGAGACGGUUGUCUUUUCCACAUCCAGACAAAGAGCAGUGGAAAAGAUCAUGACAAACUGUAUGGAAAAUAAAGUAUCUACAGCAGAGGAGAUAUUUAGGCCACAUAAAACAGGGGGGUGUGAAAUAUCCCAGAGUUAUGCAGAUGAAAAACACGGCGAGGAAUUCAGGCUGAACCGCAAGAAUGAAAAUCCAUUACAGGAGAAUGAGAGAGAUGAAAAUGAAAUAAGACCUGCACAGUCACAGGCACACGAAUUCAAUCCAAGCCAAACAUAUGAGGAAAAUAUCAGACCGAGCCUCAUAAUGGGAAAUGAAUUCAAAUUGAAUGAAUCAGAAAACAAAGGCACGGCAUCAGGUAACAAAGACCUGGUGGGAUUCAGACAGGCACAGGUUGAAAAUUCCUUUUGUGCUCAAACCACAGAUACAAAGGGACCAAUUAGUGCAGAAUCUGAAGUAUUUUUAGUUGAGGAGGCACGGCAACAUAAUGAAAAAGCUUUGCAAAUAAAUUCAUCAGUCUGGCAGGAGGGAGACGCACCAAUCAUUGCGGAAGUACAUAAUAAACAUUCAAGGCCAAAUAAAGCAGAGGAAGACCUGUAUGCUCAGAAAGAGGACGCGGAGGAGAACUUGGUGACAGUGAUACAAAAAGAGGAAAAUGCACUUAAACCAAGACCAGGUGAAUAUGAAUCCGUCUCAAAUCAGGCGGAAGGAGCAGAGAGUUUGAGUUGCAGUGGAAUAAUUGUAGAGCGACAAGAAACAAACCCAUCACUGCAAAGCACACACAGUGUGGAGAUUAGAGAAGGGGUCGAGGUCCUCGAGAGUGACCGCAAUACAGUCGGCCCUUUUCCCGCAGAUGAAUGCGACCAGAAUGUGAUGGAGGCAGCAGAGCUGAGAGUGGUAUCAUCACAGAACGUUACGGAGGGUCGGAGAGAGAUUGUAGGCAGUGAAAUGAGCCCAGGAGGAGUCACGGCGAAUGAGAAUCUCGCAAGUCGAGACACUCAACACCAGCCUGAGACAAUAGAAAGAAUAGAGGACGAUGUGAGUCAGACAGUCAGCGAUGAAAGAAUGAGUAUUGGAAAGCUGGAAAUAGAAGCAAGAGUUGAGUCGAUGGGUCACGUGGAGGACCCUCAGCGGGGGAGCAAUAACGUGUCAGCCGAAUUAAACCCAACACGUGUUGAAUACAGAAAACUGUCUGAGGGAACAAAAGACCCCAUUACAGCAGAAAGUACUGUAGCACGUGAGGUGGAGGAGUUGAGAGUGGAGGAGAUAUUCAUAGAAAGAUUUGGUGAAGAUUUGGUCAGGAGGAUUUGGGAAGAGGUGUUCAGUCGCAAAGUGCAGGACACAAAUAUUAUUAUACCUGAUAGCACACAUAACUGCAAUCUUCUUUGCCCGGAAGGUAAUAACUCGGGUGUAUUCUCUUCAAAGGAUCAGAGUCUAAGAUUGUGUCGAGGCCCAGAGCAAACCACAGCGAGUGGUAGCAAAGAACUCUCCCCGACACAAAGUAGUCACUCGCUCAUCGCAACAAAUAAACCCCACUUUGGCAAUGAAUUACAGACAGAUUUCAACUUGAGUGCUCAUCUCAGUCGAGAUCUCACUGCCACUUUAACUGCUCUGAGUAGGCAGUCGCUGGCUGAAUCAGCUCAGAGCACCGGCUCUCCAAAGAAUCAGGAAAACUGCUCUCAAAUACGAAAAGGAUCAGUCAUCCAGCAGGAGACAGGUAGACAAAGAGAAGACUGUUCUGGGCAAUUAAAAGAGCCUAAUGGUCUCGUAUGGUGGAGUAUAUACGUGCUCACUCACAUCACCAGACUUCUAAUGUGCACCCUUUUAGUUGUCGGAUUUUUUGUCACCCUUUUCCUCUUUGAUUUCCCAGCGUUCUGUGCGGCCUACAUGUUUUCCCUGUGCUGGUGGUUUUAUAAGUGGAAGACACACCGGGCGGAGGUAGUCAAAGGCACGAGCAGAGAGUUCGCAGAGAGACGAGAAGGCGCUCAAGAGCGUUUAAUCAACAAUACAUAAAAUGUAAAAUGAACAGAAUCGUCUUCCAUAUUUUCAUACUGCAUUUUCAGACUGGCGUGGCUAUUGUUGCACCUUAAAACUCUUGCUACCUUUUGUAUGUGUCUCCCAGUAAGAAGUAGUUCAGGCGCAGAGUGAUUAUUAUUAUUUUUUUUUUCCUUUCUCUUUGUUGUUUUCACUGGUGAAGUGACAUCACACACAGAUACAGUAUAUAUACAAACAGACAACCAUUACACUGAACAGAGACUAGGGCAUUAGGAUAAAGCCGGUAUAGGAAAGAAAGAAAGAAAGAAAGAACAGAAUACUGUAGAAAACCAGGGAACUCAGGGGUUGGGAGAAGUCAUUUUUACAUUUUGUAGCUGGCAGUGUUACUUAAGUAUCCGAAAUGGUUAUGAGAUAAUAAAACUUUGAGAUUGUGAUUUUAAUUAAACUCCUCAUUUUAAAGUAGAAGGAUGUUGUUUCUCUGUUGUUGGUUAUAUUAAUUGUGGACUUAACUAUGGACUUAAAUUGAUGUAGUGGAGAAACCCGCAACUUCUGCAUUAAUUAUCAGUGAAGUGACGGUAUGGAUUGGUUGUUUGGGAAUUGGUGAUAAAGAUUAUUGUUGUCAGACAUGGUGCAGGUGAAGAUGUUGUUGUUGAUUUGAUCGGUUUUCCAGCAGGCUGUAAGAGAGUUUUUACGUGGAUGUCGUUCUACGUCUAGCAUCAUGUUGUUGUACUUGUGUUUUUGGGUCUCAUUUGAAUAUUUCAGCUGGUUUGUCAAGAAGUUGUGAGGAAAGAUAACGCGGCGACCUUUUGGAUUUUUCAUUUCCCCCGAGAUUCUAUUUUUUUCCCAGUAUAAUUGAGUUGUCAGCGGCUCAUGUAACAAAAACUAUAAUGAGUGUGAGUGUAAGCUUGGUGCGACAUUUGAAGUCAUCCUGUUUUCUUAAAUUCUGUCAGUGAAGAGGUGUAAUUGACGAGUAGAGCCAGGGAAACAUAUUAAGUCAGCAUCUUCAUACAUUGGCUAAGUUGUUGCAUUUGCUGAUGUCAAAGUUCGGCAGAUAAAUUAUAAAAUUGACACAAUUUGGCCUUUUAAAUCUGUCUGGUUCUUGUUAAUCAGUGAUAACCAAAAACUCUUAACAAAAAAAAACUCACAAUAACUCACUUGUUGUCUUAGUCCAUUCAGAUUUAUGUGUAUGUUGUGUGUGUGUGUGUGUGUACAUUUGCUGUGUUUUAUGGGCCCAAUAUUACUUGACAGUGUACCUAAUGGAACAAAGUGACUUACCUAGCUUUUCUUCAAUAAAGGAAAUUCAUGUGA